This is a messenger RNA of Fukomys damarensis (Damara mole-rat), 3607 nucleotides long. It is a transcript of the gene Sh3d19, whose product is annotated as SH3 domain containing 19. Lineage: Eukaryota; Metazoa; Chordata; Mammalia; Rodentia; Bathyergidae. Gene Ontology annotation, molecular function: protein binding. The transcript is spliced from 15 exons. The record is from RefSeq and is a predicted model, not a curated record. The coding region runs from base 1 to 1683 and encodes 560 amino acids.
AUGUGGUGUUACACACCUGUUAAUGCCAGCGUCUGGAAGACUAAGAAUCCCAGGCUAGACAUUACUAAUGAAUUACUGCUGUUUUUGCAAGGUUUACCUGAAGAUUCACAAAGCCCACCUCCACUCCCUGCUGAAAAACCUAUUGGAAACACUUACAGUGCAGUGUCUGGAAAACUCUGUAACAUUGACGGAACAAAAAGUGUGGAACCCGACCAUACAGGUGAAACAGGAGGUUUUGGGCGAGGACCCCCAAGGUUGCCACCAAGACCUGUAAACGGAAAAGUGAUUCUAACUCGACAGCCUCCUUCUAAAGCGGCCCCUGAGAGACCACCUCCCCCCAAACUUUCUGCCACUAAAACAUCGAGUAAAAAACUGCCUUUUAAUCGGUCCUCUUCUGACAUGGAUCUUCAGAAAAAACAAAGUCAUUUGGCGUCUGGACUCUCAAAAGCCAAGAGUCAAGUCUUUAAAAGUCAAGAUCCGGUGCUACCCCCUCGUCCCAAACCAGGACACCCUCUAUACAGGAAAUACAUGCUACCCUUGCCUCAUGGAAUUGCCAGUGAAGACAUUGUGUCUCAAAACCCUGGAGAACUCUCUUGUAAGCGUGGGGACGUACUUGUGAUGCUGAAGCAAGCGGAAAAUAAUUACUUGGAAUGCCAAAAGGGAGAAGAUACCGGCAGAGUUCACGUGUCUCAGAUAAAGAUUAUCACUCCUCUUGAUGAAAACCUCAGAAGCAGAGCCAACCCCUGCUGGGCCCCUAAGGAUUCGAGCCAUGCUCAGAAGCCUGUUGACAGUAAUACUCCUCAUGCUGUUGUACUUCAUGAUUUUCCAGCAGAGCAAGUUGAUGAUUUGAACCUCACAUCUGGAGAAAUUGUUUAUCUUCUCGAAAAGAUAGAUACAGACUGGUACAGAGGGAAAUGUAGAAACCAGACUGGUGUGUUUCCUGCCAACUACGUCAAAGUAAUCGUUGAUAUUCCAGAAGGAGGAAGUGGGAAAAGAGAAUCUGUUUCAUCUCAUUGUGUUAAUAAAGAACCAAGAUGCAUUGCUCGGUUUGAAUAUAUUGGAGAUCAGAGGGAUGAGUUAAGCUUCUCUGAGGGAGAAGUAAUUGUUCUUAAAGAGUUUGUGAAUGAGGAAUGGGCCAGAGGAGAGCUUGGAGACAGAACCGGGAUCUUCCCCCUUAACUUCGUGGAGCUGGCUGAGGACCACCCCGCCCCCGGGGCAGACGUUUUCAGGACAAAGGUACCACUGAAGACCAAAAAAGAGGAUUCUGGCUCAGAUUCUCAGGAUAACAGCCUUUCCGGAGAAUGGUGCAGAGCUCUUCACAGUUUUACAGCUGAGACCAGUGAUGACUUGUCCUUCAAGAGGGGAGACCGGAUCCUGAUCCUUGAGCGGCUCGACUCCGACUGGUACCGGGGCCGACUGCGUGACAAGGAGGGGACCUUCCCGGCAGUGUUUGUGCAGCCCUGCCCAGCUGAGGCAAAAAGUAUGUCUGCUGUAGGCGCGAAGGGGAAGAAGGCCAAAGCCUUGUAUGAUUUCCACGGGGAGAAUGAGGAUGAGCUCUCCUUCAAGGCGGGAGAUGUCAUAUCAGAGCUGGAAUCUGUCGAUGACGACUGGAUGAGUGGAGAAGUAAUGGGGAAAUCUGGGAUAUUUCCCAGAAGCUACAUCCAGUUUCUACAAGUCGGCUAAAGGUGACACUCGGCUAUUCCUGGGCACGAGAGCUCACUUGAACUAUCAACUCUGACUAUCAGAUACGUUUUUGCACUAUUUUUUUAAAACAAAUAUCUAAGGUGUACAUGGUACAGGAGAAUCUUCUGAAAGCAGAAAACUUGCAGAUUUUGUGGUCAGCUUUCAUUCACAGUAGCAGUGUGCACACAGAGAAACACAUGAGCCAGGGACCCAGGCCGGGACAUCUAGCGGGAUUAGCAGGGCGGAGACGCGUCCCUGGGGAGGGCGUCUGGGGGCACGGCCGCGUGGGGAGGCCUCCGCGUGGAAGUCACCCUUGGACGUCUGUGUGAAGUCACCGUGCUUCUUCACUUUUCACUUCAGUUUUAAAAAGAGGACGUUUGACUUUCUACAUGCUGUAACUGUCAGGACGUGGUUGGUAAUCUAAAUUUCAUUUUUGAUACUCAAAUUAAUUCUAACAGCUUGUGCGCAUUAGCCUUAGUGCCAGGGCAAACCCGUGCUCCAGGAGGGAGAGUUGAUGAAGUAGUAGGAGCAUUUGUAAGCACGUGGGGAAAUCCACUCUCGCUCGCCAAAUGAGGAUUUGAAAGGGGUCAAAAUUCGACGUGUCUUACUUAGUGAAGAGAACCAAAAGCAUCCCUGAAAUGCCUUGCUAAUACAACUAACCCUUCCACAUAUGUGCCGUACUUAUUUCUCUCCUCAGAGUAUACUUCAUGUUAACAGCACAUUUUCUGAAUCUGCAAUCAUUCCUUUGACAAUUACUGGUACCCAAAGGAAAAUUCAUUUUCUUUGCAUUACCCCAGUAAUAUAUAAAACUUGUGUCUUGUUUUAGUAGUACAUUAUGAAUUACAUAUAAUAUCUUAGAAUACAAAGCAAUUGUUAAGAUGAAAAACAGUUCCAAGACCCCACAGCUCCUUUCUUUGCAAUAUAAUCGGAAAGAAAAGUAAUUUAGAGGACUGAAGGCUGGUACUUUUUUCCCCCAGCUCAUCUCUGCGCGAUUAUUAGAGUAAACAGAAAAACCACUUCCCUGUCCUCCAUUGUUAUGCAUUCCAAUCUUAAGAUAAAAGUGGUUCUUCGCACGGCUGAAUCAAUUACAAUUUAUGGGCUCAAGCCAGAUAGGCUGAAGACAAUCUUCCAAACAGAUCGAUGGAGUUCAAUUUCAUUGGAAUUGUAAAAUUCUUUGCCAAUAAUUUCAUGACUUUCUUCUGUUUUCAAGAAGAGUUUCAUAUGCUGGACCACUUUUUAAGCUUUCGUUGUUUCUCCCAUUGUCCAAAGCACUAGACAGCCAGCGGUUCCAGCAUUAGCUGAGCACCAAGGGGAGUUCUGAAAGGAAGCAAUAUUUACUCCAUACUGGACAAAAGCUCAUCUCCCAGGUGUAUGGUUACAUUUGAUUUUAGAGUACAGCAGCUGUGUUUUCUACGUUUUGAGUAAAGAGGAGUAGAAAGAAUUCUCGUCAGAUUCCUCUCUGAAAUAACUUCAUGAGAAUGGAUGACUUAAAGCAGUAUCCAGACUAGAUGCUCAUCGGCAGUAGGUUGAACAUCAGCAGUGAGGGGCAAAGGUGUGGAAUAGGACAGGAGCUUUAUAUCUUUGCCUGUGUAGCUGUAACAUCUUAUAUUGAACAUUCUGAAAACCUAUCUUUCCUAGAGAAAAAAAUCCCUCUUAAAUGUUGACCUUCUGAAAAAAAGUGUUGACCUUUUGUAAGCAGAAUAAGUGCAAUAGUUGUAAAUCUACUUGACACUAUAAUAAACUGAACCGAACUUCUCAAAGUCCCUGUCUGAAAUUAGACUGAAUUUUUGAGUGGCGGUGGUGUCAUACUUACCUUAUAUCUAUCUCCAGUCCUUUGCACUGUACUGGGUGGAUGCCUGGGUGGGUGUGUGGAUGGAUGGGUGACUUUCACAUUUAGCGAUACUCUUAGAUUAUUUACUCAAUA